This is a messenger RNA of Ambispora gerdemannii, 913 nucleotides long. Lineage: Eukaryota; Fungi; Glomeromycota; Glomeromycetes; Archaeosporales; Ambisporaceae. The record is from the annotation of a GenBank genome assembly.
AGAAAUGGGAAAUUGUUGCUCUAGACGAUUUUAUGAAGAGGAAAAUGGACGUCUCAAGUUUCGGCUUAUUGGUGGUAGACGAUAUCACAAUAUCUCAAAUUCAGUGUAUGCUGUUCCAAAUGAUGAUGAAGAGGCGGAACGUUUAAUAGGCGUUAAUUUGGAUCUUUAUCAUUUUAAAGCGGUGAAAACUAUUUGGGGAGGAUUAUUUAAUUCACCUAUUGAAGAGAAGUUACAACAAGGAGCUAAAGUUAUUGAUAUUGGAUGUGGAACAGGGACUUGGCUAAUUGAUAUGGCAAGACAAUACCCCAAGUCUCAUUUUACGGGCAUAGAUUUCUCUCCGAUUUUUCCAACAGAAGGUAUCCCUGGUAACUUACAAUUUAUCGAAUCCAAUCUUCUGGAUGGACUUCUGUUCGGAGACUUUCAUUUUGAUUUUGUCCAUCAAAAGUUCAUGUUUGUGGCAUUCACACAGACACAAUGGGAAGAAAAAGUUAUCCCUGAGUUGGUAAGAUUGACUCGACCAGGUGGAUGGAUAGAAAUUGUCGAAGCUGAGGCGAAUCUUACUUCCGAUGGUGAUUCUUCUAAAAGAUUUGUAAAUGCAUUCAGGGAUUUUAUGGUUUCGAAAGAAAUGAACAUUGAAAUUGAAUAUAUUCCGAGUUUUCUGGAAAAUACAGGCGAAUUUUCAGAAAUCAGAAAAGAGAAAAAACUUGUCACCUUAGGAAAAAAAGGUGGUGCAGCAGGAGAAGCGACUCUAAAUUUCUUCUUAAAAGGUAUAAGACACUUCAGGGUUUGGUUACCUGCUUUGAUGGAUAUAUCGCCUGAACAUUAUGAUUUGCUUGUCGAUGAAAUCCUUAUUGAGGCGGAAAAAGGUCAUACAUCUGUUAAUCAGUUUCGAUUUUGUGGCCAUAGAAAGUAA